AUGUUUGCUCCCCCUGUCACCAUGUCCUAUGCGCCUGAGCACAUGGCUGCUGCGCCGGUUGACGAGUAUGGCCGACCCAUCUUGACGGCGGGCCCCUUAGACAAUUAUGGGCGAGGCACGAAUAACUAUGGCCCCUCCACCCCUCACAGCUUUCACGAUUCGCAGUCCUCCAAGCAUGUUGAUGAGAAUGGGUAUGGCGCGCCGCCUUUCGUGAAUGGUCUCAAUGGUCAUGACCACAGGCGCUACAGUGGCCCUACGACCAAUAUCAGUGCGAGAUAUCCUCCGGUGUCUGGCCCGCCUCCCAUGCUCGACAUGGAUAAUCGUGAAGAGGUGUACAGAAUUGUGCAAGUCGGAUUCUCCAAUCCAGAGUUUGCCGAUUGUGAGGUGCACCUCCACUUAUCCGAUGGAGCUUCAUCCGAGAAUCUCCAGCCUCCAGUCGCGCGCCGUCCACUCCAUGUCCCUGCGCAUCGCCUUAUUCUUGCCCGGAGUCCUGUUUUGAGAACACAGCUGCUGACGCACGGAACCCCUGACGGCAAGCUCCAUAUUCUGUCGGAUGACCCCUACAUGCGCUCAGAUGCCUUUUGGUUCGCUCUUCAGAGCCUUUACGGCAAUCCUCUCCACGAAAUUCAGCCAGAUCCCGUGGAAGGCAGCAACAAUCUGGAGAAGUUUGACAUGACUUUGGCAUAUGCGGCAUCUGGCUCCUUGCUUCAGGUUGCCCCAAUCACGGUUCAGGGUAUUCGGGAUGCAAGCCGUCUGAUCAACUGGGGCACUUUGGAGAAAGGCCUCGCCUUCGCUUUGACCGGGGCCACCAUACUUUACCCUCACGGACAUGAAGACCCCUCUGCGCAGUUCCUCAUUCCUCAAUACAAGCAUGGAGUGUAUGUGCACGAUUUCGUUGCCGCCAUCAUGGCUUUCAUCAUCGACAAUUUCCCCCCAGACUUCACGCUUGAUACCUCCGUCCUGGACCCGAAGUACACACGAACUCCUUCGAUGCCGGCUCUACCCCCGAGCGCGAACCGCGCUGAACCUACGAUUGCACACGGCACUUCUGGAUUCAACCCAGCCAGUCAUGUGCGUGGGAUACCCGGCCCCUCCCAGAUGCCACAGAACCCGAGACUGUCUAAUCCUCGCCUCUCCAAUAUCCAAUUCGGCGACCUCUCCCCGCUUAAGAGCAACGGGCAAGGCUCACCUUCACAGCAGUCGCCGACAUCACCAUCAGAUAUGGUCACUUCCAUGCUAUCUCGCAUUCUGCUGAAUCUGCCCUUUGAUCUGCUCAAGUACGUGUUGGAGAGCCAGGGCCUUGGAAAUGUCUCCGGCUGGAUGACGACACAAGAUCGGCAUAGGGUUGUGUCCGACGUUGUUGCGGAGCGCGAGGUCCGUCGUCUCCGAGCCCUGGACGCGGUGAUGGGCGGGCGUGUACCGAAUGCACAGGCCGUUCGAGCUCGUUUGCAGGGGCAAGAUUCGCAGGGCGUAGGCGACACCUGGGAUGUUUUGGGCUGGAAGGAGGAACUCUCUCCUGCCAGUACGGACAGCCCUUACAUGGUACGCAGCUGGAACCCGCUGCAUGGUUAG
Molecule: messenger RNA, 1572 nt
Organism: Phaeoacremonium minimum UCRPA7
Lineage: Eukaryota; Fungi; Ascomycota; Sordariomycetes; Togniniales; Togniniaceae
Exons: 1
Coding region: 1-1572 (523 amino acids)
Source: RefSeq, a predicted model, not a curated record